This is a messenger RNA of Stylophora pistillata, 887 nucleotides long. RefSeq lists its product as uncharacterized. The record is from RefSeq and is a predicted model, not a curated record. NCBI's taxonomy places the organism in Eukaryota, Metazoa, Cnidaria, Anthozoa, Scleractinia, Pocilloporidae.
UUGAUGGUCCUGAAACGUUCUCUGAACUUCUGGCGCGCGCACGUGUUGUCUCUUUUUAAAAAAAAUCUGUAUGUCGUCAUAAUGGCAGUGCAGUCAUUGCAGAACUCCUUGACUUAAAAUUUGAAAACAAAGUUUCUUCCUUUAAAAUCGUUCUCACUGCUAGAAUGGGGAAUGUUUAUAGUCUUGUGAAGUCAAGGCCCAAUUAUAAGAAGGAACUCAAAGAAUGGAAGAAAGUGAUGGAGAAACAACUUGCAGAAAAGAACAAUGCAAUUAACAAUCUGAAUGAAGUUCUUCGACAACAGAACAAACGUAUCCAACACAUCCAUAACAACAACCAACAACUAUCAGACGCCAUGAAACAUAUCGUAAAACAGCUGAAGAGCCGUGUUUCUAUUCUCACGUCCCAUCUGAGAGAAGCAAGCCAGCGAAUCGAGACGCUGGCAUCAAGUUUCGAAACGACCAAACAAGAACUAGAGGAUAGUUCGACACUUAUUUCAUCUGCGAUGAGUGAGUUGAAAGAAGUAACUCAGAGAAUCACAGAUGUUGGGACGGCUCUAUCACAAAUGGAAUUUAAAGUUCUUCAAACUGAGAAAAAGAUUAAUCAUGGGAUAAAUGUGAAAAAGCAAACGAUACUUGAGUCCUUGCUACAAGAGAUUAAUGAGCUUGAGGAUGAAAAGGAUGGCUUGCUAAGAUUUACUGAAGAGGCGCUUGGCAUUCAUGGCGAUGAAGAAAUUAGAACGCAACUCCACGAGAAGAUUAAUUCUACCCUGGAGAAAGUGCGCCGCUAUGAAGGCUCUCAGAAAAUUGCAACAUCCUUAUGACGAGCAACCAUCAUCAUUCUUUCAUAAUUGUCAAGCAUGUGAACCUUGCUCAAUAAAUUUGGUAAC